Pipistrellus nathusii (Nathusius's pipistrelle) is the source of this 633-nucleotide messenger RNA. Lineage: Eukaryota; Metazoa; Chordata; Mammalia; Chiroptera; Vespertilionidae. The record is from the annotation of a GenBank genome assembly.
AUGAGUGCCAAGUCUGCCAUCAGCAAGGAGAUUUUUGCACCUCUUGAUGAAAGGAUGCUGGGAGCUGUCCAAGUCAAGAGGAGGACAAAGAAAAAGAUUCCUUUCUUGGCAACUGGGGGUCAAGGUGAAUACUUAACUUACAUCUGCCUGUCAGUGACAAACAAGAAACCUACACAGGCGUCCAUUACGAAGGUCAAACAGUUUGAAGGUUCCACGUCGUUUGUGCGGAGAUCACAGUGGAUGCUCGAGCAGCUUCGCCAAGUUAAUGGCAUCGAUCCCAAUCGGGAUUCUGCAGAGUUUGAUUUGUUGUUUGAAAAUGCCUUUGACCAGUGGGUAGCCAGCACAGCCUCAGAAAAAUGCACCUUCUUCCAGAUCCUCCACCACACCUGCCAGAGGUACCUCACAGACAGGAAGCCGGAGUUUAUUAACUGCCAAUCUAAAAUCAUGGGAGGAAACAGCAUCCUCCAUUCAGCAGCCGACAGUGUGUCCAGUGCCGUGCAGAAAGCGAGCCAGGCCUUGAACGAGCGUGGGGAGCGGUUAGGCCGAGCAGAGGAGAAGACCGAGGACUUAAAGAACAGCGCUCAGCAGUUUGCAGAAACUGCACACAAGCUUGCCAUGAAGCACAAAUGUUGA